Molecule: messenger RNA, 597 nt
Organism: Emiliania huxleyi CCMP1516
Lineage: Eukaryota; Haptophyta; Isochrysidales; Noelaerhabdaceae
Exons: 2
Coding region: 1-597 (198 amino acids)
Cellular component (GO): endomembrane system; membrane
Source: RefSeq, a predicted model, not a curated record
AUGAGCGCGGCCGUGGCCGGCCGGCCGCUCACUCACGAGGGCGUCAUGCAGCCGCUGGGUGGAAUCAAUUUUGCGCUCAUGCGCUUCGCCCGCGACAUCUCUCGUGCAAAGGCACGACGGCGGCGCUUCAACCAGCGGUACGCUCUGGUGCCACUGCUGCUGGGCAAGGAGGAGCCGCUGCCGCUGGGCGACCCGGACAGCUGCAUCGGAUGCAUCUCCUUCACGCGGGACGAGCUCGCAGACUUUGACGGACGGCCGCUCCCCGAUGGCUCUCCGUCACCGCUCUACCUCUCUAUCCUUGGCCGCGUGUAUGACGUGAGCGGCGGCGCCGCCUUUUACGGGCCGGGCAAGUCCUACCACAAGCUGGUCGGCAAGGACGCCACUCGCGCCUUUUGCACCGGCUGCCUCGCGCCCUCGUGCCUCAUCUCGCGCGAGGCGCAGCGGUGGGUCGAGCUGUACGAGUGGCACGACAAGUACACCCUCGUCGGCCGCCUCCGCAGCGAAGAGGCGGCCGACCCUGAGGAGCAGGAGAUGGCGCUCUUCCACGCGCUCGAGGCGGAGGGCAGUGGCAACUACAAGCCCUUCAAGCGGCAGUAG